Molecule: messenger RNA, 429 nt
Organism: Suillus fuscotomentosus
Lineage: Eukaryota; Fungi; Basidiomycota; Agaricomycetes; Boletales; Suillaceae
Exons: 2
Source: RefSeq, a predicted model, not a curated record
ACUACAAUAGCUCUCCCAGCAUGGCGGAAGGUUUGCCAUGAGCUCAACCUCAAGGAACGACUUAUCCCACACAAUGUUGUCACAUGCUGGAACUCGACAUACAACAUGAUGAAGUUUGUGCUUGCUUAUAAGAGUGUGAUUGACAGGAUUAUGGCUGAUAAGUCAUUGAAAUUGCGCAAGUACGAGCUUGACAAUGAGGACUGGGGCAUCAUCAAAGAUCUUGUUGCUACAUACAAAAAAGCAACUCUUUUCUUCUCUCAAGAUUCAGCGAGCAUUGCCGCUGUGAUACCUGCAAUGGACAAGCUCGACUGCCGUCUCAACCCUCAUACCAGGAACCCAUACCAUCCAGCCAUCAAGGCUGCUAUGAAGCUCGCAUGCAAGAAGAUCAACCGCUACUAUUCGAUGACUGAUCUUUCUUCCUUAUACUGA